GGUUUUAGCACUGGUGGCAUCCCACUCCGUUAGUAAUGUGGCUCUUCCUCCGACGUGCAUAUCCGCUCCGCAUCUUGCUGCCGCUGCGUGGGGAGUGGGUGGGUCGGAGGGGCCUGCCCCGAAGCUUGGCUCCAGGACCUCCCCGCAGAAGGUACAGAAAGGAAGCGCUCCCAGCCUUAGAGGUACCAGUAUUGCCUGUGACCACAACUGAAAUCCGCCAGUAUUUACGAGCGCAUGGGAUCCCCUUCCAGGAUGGCCACAGCUGCCUUCGAGCACCAAGCCCCUUUGUGGGGUCCACAGACAUCAAAAAUCAGAAGAAAGAUGCUACCGCUUCCUUCUGCCUCUUCAUUGACAAGACUACGGGACGCUUUCUCUGCAUGACCAGCCUAGCGGAAGGGAGCUGGGAAGACUUCCAGGCCAGUGUGGAGGGACGAGGAGAUGGGGCCAAAGAAGGAGUCCUGCUUAGUGAGGUUCCAGAAGCUGAGGACAGGGAGGAGGUCCUGAGAAUCUGGAACCGAGCCAUACCUCUUUGGGAGCUGCCUGACCGUGAGGAAGCCCAGCUGGCUCGUGUAAUGUUUGGCCUUACCAAGGUGACAGAUGACACACUUAGGAGGUUCAGUGUCCGCUAUCUUCGAUCUGCUCGAAGUCUGGUCUUCCCUUGGUUCACCCCUGGGAGCUCUGGAUUACGUGGCCUGAAGCUACUAGGGGCUGAAGGUCAGGGGGAUGAGGUACGGUAUGUGGAGACCACCAUUCCACGGCCUGGUGCCUAUCACAACCUAUUUGGAUUACCACUGAUCGGCCGUAGAGAUGCUGAGGUGGUCCUGACAAGUCGAGAGCUGGACAGCCUGGCCUUGAGCCAGUCCACGGGGCUGCCCACCCUGUGCCUACCCCGAGGAACAGUCUGUUUACCCCCAGCCUUACUCCCUUACCUCGAACAGUUCCGCCGGAUUGUGUGCUGGCUAGGGGAUGACCUUCGAUCGUGGGAAGCUGCCAAACUGUUUGCCCGAAAGCUCAACCCCAAGCGAUGCUCUUUGGUGAGGCCUGGGAACCAGCAGCCUCGGCCCCUGGAGGCCUUAAACCAAGGCUUAAGUCUUCCCCGUAUUCUUCGUACUGCCCUCCCUGCCUGGCACAAGUCUAUCGUGUCUUUCCGCCAGCUCCGUGAGGAGGUUUUGGGAGAACUAUCAAAUGUGGAGCAAGUAGCUGGUGUCCGCUGGAGCCGCUUCCCAGACCUCAAUCGUCUGCUGAAGGGGCAUCGGAAGGGCGAGCUGACGGUCUUUACAGGGCCAACAGGCAGUGGGAAGACAACAUUCAUCAGUGAGUAUGCUCUGGAUUUAUGUACCCAGGGCGUGAACACGCUAUGGGGUAGCUUUGAGAUCAGCAAUGUGAGACUAGCCCGGGUCAUGCUGACUCAGUUUGCUGUGACACGGCUGGAAGAACAUCUGGACAAGUAUGAAGAGUGGGCAGACCGUUUUGAGGACCUGCCUCUCUAUUUCAUGACUUUCCAUGGACAACAGAGCAUCAGGUCUGUAAUAGACACAAUGCAACAUGCUGUCUAUGUCUAUGACGUUUGUCACAUAGUCAUCGACAACUUGCAGUUCAUGAUGGGUCAUGAGCAGCUCUCUACUGACAGGAUUGCAGCUCAAGACUAUGUUGUUGGAGCCUUUCGGAAGUUUGCUACAGAUAAUAGCUGUCACGUGACUCUGGUUAUUCACCCACGGAAAGAGGAUGAUGACAAGGAACUGCAGACAGCAUCCAUUUUUGGCUCAGCGAAAGCAAGCCAAGAAGCAGACAAUGUUCUGAUCCUGCAGGAUAGGAAGCUGGUGACUGGGCCAGGGAAACGCUAUCUGCAGGUGUCCAAGAAUCGCUUUGAUGGAGACGUAGGUGUCUUCCCACUUGAGUUCAACAAGAGUUCCCUUACCUUCUCCAUCCCUCCCAAGAGCAAAGCCCGACUCAAGAAGAUCAAGGAUGACAAUGGAUUAGUGGCAAAAAAGUCCUCUUCUGGCAAAAAAGGAGCUGUGCACCGGAACUCUGAGCCAUGCCUAGGCCAGGACCCCAGCCCCCAGCAGCCAGAUAGCUCCAAGGCCUCCGGGUGAAAGCAGUGCAUCCGGCUAGCUAAAAUGAGCCCAAUGGACCAGGCUAACGCACACUCUUGGCCUUCUGCUAGGGCUCAUGCACAUAGU
Acomys russatus (golden spiny mouse) is the source of this 2180-nucleotide messenger RNA. RefSeq names its product twinkle mtDNA helicase (gene Twnk). NCBI's taxonomy places the organism in Eukaryota, Metazoa, Chordata, Mammalia, Rodentia, Muridae. Bases 36 to 2093 code for a protein of 685 amino acids. Gene Ontology annotation, cellular component: mitochondrion. The transcript is spliced from 5 exons. The record is from RefSeq and is a predicted model, not a curated record. Gene Ontology annotation, biological process: mitochondrial DNA replication. Gene Ontology annotation, molecular function: 5'-3' DNA helicase activity; ATP binding; single-stranded DNA binding.